AUGGUCACAAUCGAUCGAGCAUCGGGCGUGAGUAAAGCGAGUGGUGACUGUAACGGGGGAGCCGCGUUGAGGAGGCAGCAGCUCGCUGCCAGGUGGUUGGAGCUCUGCGCGGUCGCCGCUGGCGCGGGGAAGGAUUUUGCGCCCGGUGAACGCGCGCAAGCGCAGGCGCAAGCUAAGCGGGAGGCGACCGCUGGUUUGAAGGGAGCGUGGGACGCGGAAAAGAACGAUGCGCUUUUCGAGGUCCUGUCGCGGAUGCUGCUGGCGCUACGGAUGGACGAAAUCCUGGCGAAUGUGGUAACCGGAACUGUUGACGAGGAGGAAGAAGCAGCUGCGAACGCUGGGGCAAGCGGCAAACGAGCGGAAGACGAAUUGGUGAAGCGGUGGCGCAGGCGCGCGAGUGACGGGACGGGAACGCGCGGAGCGCUGGUGCUGGCUGUGAAGUUGAGCGGAACAGACGCGAGCCGCUGGGUUCUGCGGAUGGCGGGCGGCGCGGAUGCGCACGUGCGACGCGUGGCUGCUGGAGUCAUCGAUCGGAUUUUGUGGGACGUCGAAACGGGCCGAGUGCAGAACGAGCUUGAGAAAGAAUGCGCCCGGCUGGACUCGAACCCGCGACCUGGUGGAAUCAGCGGGCCUAGAAGCCUCCCCGAAAUUUCUUCAAUCUUGUCGCUUCCUGACCCGCUUUCCAGCUGUUUGCCGAGAUCUCCUCUUUCUUUGUCCUCUAGCGAGAGCGACAGCAGCGGAAGCGACGGGGAAGAUCAAGGGAAAGGCGGAAGGGUGGGUGGGAAAAAACCAAGUUCCAUUCCCGUUAGUAGCUCGGACGUGCUUAUAUCGAGAGUCGCUGGUGCUUUGAUUGCGUCUCUUGGUGCUGCUGCUGCGCUUCCUGUCGGCACGAAUGCUACAACAGGCGCCAGGGGCGGAAGCAAUGCUUCCGGGCCCGAAAUUACCUCAGGCGGAGGACUCUCCCCCGAAUCCAGGAGUCUGUCGCUGCCAACUGGAGUCGACCCAAAGCAACUGCUUCCCACUUCAUCGUCCACGUCAUCACCGGAAUCAUCCACGUCAGCCGGGUCCACUGCUUCUUCCGGCAGUAAUGCCGCCCAUGCGCAAGGGGGCAGCACUGCGGAAGGGGAGGACGGGGGGAGGAGCGGGAGCAACAGCAGCCGCGCGAGCAGCACCGAGAGCACCGCCGCGAGCAAACCCAAGGAUGGCACAGGAUCCGCGCGGAAGAGCGUAGAGGGGGGAUUCGGAGUGGGGAGCACUGUGCUGGGACUGACGUCACCGCGUGCACCGGCGGUAAUAUCUGCGCAAGUCCAGCAGCAGCAGAGAGGAGCGGGCGACGCGAACAAAGCGGUUCCUGCUUCUUCUCGGCUCUACAGCUCGGUUCCUUGCUCCCCCGCCCACCACGCGGGGGGAGUCGUGGGGGGAGGUUCGAGAGGAGCGGCGCGCGGAGCGCGGUCAGGCAGAGGGGUUCUGGACGCCGAAGCGGCAGCGGCUCGGCUGCAAGCGAUCGCUGCUGCAGCUGCCGAAGCUGGCUCGGACUCACGUUCGGAAAGGGCCCUUUCUCGCCCCUCCCCUUCACGUUCCACUUUCUCCUCCUCCCCAGCCCAUGCCUCCUCCACGAAUUCACCUGCCCGGGCGGCCUUUUCUUCCUCGCCUGCCCGGGGUGCCUUCCCUUCCACUUCUAUUGCCAGAAGCGCCUCCUCAGGCACUGCGCCGCCUGCUGCUUCUGCUGCAGUGGCCCUCAGGAGUGUGAUGAAGGGAUCGAUCACAAACCCUCACAGCAGAGGGACAGUGCUGCGCAGGAGUGCAAGUGAGAGCGGCAGCAGUCGAGGUGAUGGUGUUGGUGACAGCGGGGAGAUGGCUAUUGGGAACAAGAGUGGGGGAGGAGAGGGUGAUGACCAGACAGAAAAUUCAGGUUCUGGUUCAUCCACCACACUACCCUCGGGCGCCGAAGACAGUGAGGAGGAUGAUGAUGACGAGGAUGAUUUUGACGAGGAUGUGGAAGCGGAUAUGCAGCUCUCGGGUCUUGCUGCUAAGAGUGAGUCACCCUGCCAUCCCCGUUACAAUGUUGCAUGGAUAAUUUAUAGAGAGGAUGAGGAUGAUUUUGACGAGGACGUGGAGGCAGAUAUGCAGCUCUCUGGCCUUGCUGCUAAAAUGGAGAAACAGGCCAAGUACAUGCGUAUGAAGCUUGGGGGAGUGAAGGAGGAUGAAGAGGAUGAGGAGGAGGAGGAUGAGGAUGAGGAGGAGGGAGAGGGGGCGCUCUGGGGGCAGAAGAAGCGGGAGUACUACAGUGCGGAUAAUGUGGAUUAUGAGUUGCAUAUGGACGGCGAGACAGGGGCGCAGGAGGAGGAGGAGGAGGCACUUCGGCUGCAGCAGCAGAUCGCAGCUGGGUUGAGGGUGGAGGAUUAUGAGGAGGAGGGAGAGGAGGAGGGAGAAGAGGAGGGGGAGGAGGAGGAAGGAGAGGAGGAGGAAGGGGAGGAGGGAGAGGAGACAAUGUUUGAGAAAGUGGAGAAGGGUGAAGCCAAGGAGGGGAAGAAGAAGGCAGGGAAGGAGGGGCGGAAGGAGGGUGAUAAGGGGAGUGACAAGGCCUUGGAGAGGAAGGGGAGGGGAGCAGCUGUGGUAGAACGGGUGGUGAAGGAUGCGAGCCUGCUGACCAAGGAGGAGCAGAUGGCGGCGCUGAUGAGCGAUGCCCCAGAGCUGGUGGGUCUGCUGUCAGACCUCAAGACAACUCUUAAGGAGCUCAACACCAAAGUGCUGCCGCUGCUGCAGCAGGUGCGGGAGGGGGAGUACGCGACAGAGAACGGAGUGUCCUACCUGGAGGCGAAGCACGGGCUGCUGCUGCACUACUGCUGCUGUCUGCUCUUCUUCCUGCUGCUCAGGGCGGAGGGCAAGCCCGUGAGGGACCACCCCGUGGUGUCUCGUCUAGUGGAGCUCAGACUGUUCCUGGAGAAGAUCCGCCCGAUUGACAAGAAGCUGCAGUACCAAAUUGAGAAGCUUCUCAAGCUGGCCUCCUCAGCCAAUCGCGGCGCGACACCUGGCAAGCAGUCCGCAGCAGCAGCAGAGGCCGGGGCGGGAGGGUCACUAGACGACCUGAAACACCGCCCCAACCCAAACCUCCUAGUUUCAAAACUUGGGGGAAGUGGCGGCGAUGGGGGAGAGGGUGGGAGUGAUGCUGCUGGUCUGGAUGGUGCUGCUGCUGGUGGUGGUACUGGGGUGUAUAAGCCGCCUAAGAUUGCUCCGAUGGCUAUGGAUGGGGAGAAGGAGGGGGGGAAGAAGGGCGGGGAGGUGGGGGCGCGGCGGGAGGAGAGGGAGAUGCGGGAGGCGAGGAGGCGCGCUGCUAGGAGCGCGUUUGUGAAGGAGCUUGCAGAAGAUGUGGAGGGGCGGCCGCGAGAGAUGCGAGUGGAGGGUGCCUCAACAAUGAUGGUGGAGGGUAAGGAGAUGGAGAGGGAGGUGGAGCGGCUGAGGGAGAGGGCUGCAGCGGAGGAGAGGAUGUUUUCCCGCGUGCCCCUCAACCGCGGGGAGAAGCAGCGCCUCAAGGCACUCAAGCGGAGCCAGAACAUGCUGGCCGGUAUGCUGGAUGACUUUGACGACGAUAUCGCUGGCAUCAUGGCGGCAGGGGAGGAGGGGGGCGCACAGGGUGGCCUCACAGCAGCAGCCGGAGCAGCCGGAGCAGCCGGAGCAGCUGGAGCAGCUGGAGCAGGAACAGGAGGAAUAGGCGGGUUGACGAGUGCUGGGAUGCUGGAGUCUCUGCUUCGGCCGCGCAAGCUGUCAGAGGCGAUUCACGAGGCGGGCAAGAUGACUUCGCUCAGGGGCGCACAGGGCAAGGUGAUAUCCGGAGAUGCUGAUCUCCCCUUGAAACCCGACCUGGGUGAGCGCCGCCGAGCCUACGAGGCAGGCGUGGUGGCGAAGCAGGUUCGGAAGCGAGGCUCGGAGGACCUAGGGUUCGACCAAGGAGACGAGGAUGGGGGGGAGGGAGAGGGAGGAGAGGGAGGGGAGGAGGACGAGUUUUACGCUGAGGCUCGGAAGAUGCAGGAGGCUCGGCGGUCCGCCAAGGCUGCCAAAUACUCCUCCUCUGGCCUCAUUCCUGAAGCCGAACCUUCAGUGGACGAGGAUGGGCGCCGGCAAAUCACCAACCAGAUUGAGAGGAAUCGCGGCCUGACAGCGCACCGCAACAAGGCAGUCAAGAACCCGCGCAAGAAGUACAAGUUAGAGUCAAACAUAUUGACACGGCGGGACUGGAUCAUUCGGUUGUCAAAAUCUGGUGACGUCAUUGGUCGAGGCACCAGCUCCUGGGUGAUGAUGAAUUCCAACACACGUCGUUUGGCUCGAAUUCCGUCUGACGUGUGGGAGGAGAUUAUUGUUCACUGCCCUAAUCCUUCCCUGUAUGCUCUUCCCCCAGACGCAGUGGACAAGUUGCCGAAGCUCAAAGAGCCGGCUGACCAUUCAAAAUCAAGUCUCUGUGUGAGUGCUGUUGCUGUGGUUGCUAUCAUUGCCAGAAGAAGUGACCUGGACAUGAAUCAGCAUGUCAACAAUGUGACUUACAUUGCAUGGAUGCUCGAAAGUUUGCCCCAGGAUCUUGUCGACAGCUCGGAGCUGGCUCAAAUAAGCAUUGAGUACCGGCGAGAAUGCAGUCAGAAUGAUAUGGUGGAGACAUUGGCCAGUCACACAGUGCCAGCUGCCAAACCAGAGGCCAUCAAACAGUGCACCACCACCGAUGGUGUCCUUUUGUCAAAGGAGUCGGGGGAGGCGAAAGGCGUCUGCUUGUUAACAUUGGUGGAGAGAGAGAGCCCUGAAGAGCUUCAGCACUUCUCGCACAUCCUACGGCUUCAGGACAGCAAGAAAGAGAUCAACAAGGGUCACACAGUCUGGCGCAAGAGGAGAUAA
Molecule: messenger RNA, 4881 nt
Organism: Closterium sp. NIES-65
Lineage: Eukaryota; Viridiplantae; Streptophyta; Zygnematophyceae; Desmidiales; Closteriaceae
Source: the annotation of a GenBank genome assembly